Messenger RNA from Capsaspora owczarzaki ATCC 30864, 600 nucleotides. RefSeq lists its product as hypothetical. The record is from RefSeq and is a predicted model, not a curated record. The transcript has a single exon. Bases 1 to 600 code for a protein of 199 amino acids. NCBI's taxonomy places the organism in Eukaryota, Filasterea, Ministeriida, Capsasporidae.
AUGACAGUACACCACCAGUCACCCGCGCCGGCGUCAUCGCUGCAGCCAACGCAGCAACCGCCGCCGUUGUCGUCCUUGUCGUCGUCCUUGUCGUCGUCGCCAAUGUCAGCCGCACCUCCAAGCACAGCAUCUCUCUCAGUAUUAGCGCCAUUGCAACCCCCAUUGCCACAGUCGACCGCCGAUCGUCAGCAUGAGGCGAGCUUGAUCAAGUGGUUUUUGCAGCUUGCGCCAGACCAGCGCGCUGUCGCCCUCACUACUCAAAGUACGGAUAUUGUCCAAGCUUUGUGUGAAAUGCACUUUAUUAAGGCACGGAAAGGCGAUGGAACGUUCAGCAGCGUUGAAGGAACGGUGGGCAUGUCUGUCGGCCCUUCGUCCGCCUCGCCUUCGGCGGCAAGUUCGCAAAAGCAUCAUCACGCACACCACACUGCGCAUCACCACCACCAUCACCAUCACCAUCAUCACUCUGCGGCGGGCGAGCAGCUUUUUUCACAACGACUCUGCCUCCGGCUCUGCGGCACCCGCGCUCGGAAGCGGCCUGUCCGCGUCCCCGUUGACUGGAUCGCCUGCUUUGCGGACAUCGCAUCUUCAACGGCGGAGUAG